Pediculus humanus corporis (human body louse) is the source of this 720-nucleotide messenger RNA. RefSeq lists its product as uncharacterized. The transcript is spliced from 2 exons. The record is from RefSeq and is a predicted model, not a curated record. Bases 1 to 720 code for a protein of 239 amino acids. Lineage: Eukaryota; Metazoa; Arthropoda; Insecta; Psocodea; Pediculidae.
AUGGCAGAUACACCACUGGUUUUGUUUAUGAGUUGUUCAAACACUCAUCCCGAUGAAUUAAUAAAGUCGGUUUUGAAAGUUGAUGAACUUCCUCAAAAAAUCAUCAUCGAAGAAAAUAUAUAUGCUUUUUCUUGGCUUAUCGACAAUAAAUAUUACUCUGCGGAAGUAUAUUUAUGCUCUUUCCCUGAAAAGAAAUUAAUGAGCAAACAAUUUGCUGAAAGAGUACAAGCUGUUGUAUUACAUUUUGAUAGUUCUCAAAAAUACGAUCCGGAAAUUAAAUUAUUGGUUACAAAUAAUUUUCCAAAUGAAACAUGCACCAAGAAAGAUGCUUUGGAAUGGUGUGUUAAUAAAAAUUUUGAACUGAUCGAAUUAGAACCAAUAAUAGAUGAUGAAGAAAGUGAACUGGAAGAUGAUUUUCCUGAAAUUACAGGAAUUCCGAGAAUAAUUCAAGCAUUAAAUGCUCAUGUAUGGCCAAAUUUAGUUAUGAACUCUUUUCAUCAAGAUAAUAAUUUAGGCAGAGAAAAGUUAGAAUUAGUAAGGUCAUUAGAGGAAAUUUUAGAAAAUGAUAAUGACUUUUCUAUGUUAUUUUCUCAACUGUCAGAUUUAAAAGAAAGAGUUUCUUCGUAUUCUGGUGCUGAAAAGAAAAAAGCUGCAGAAGAGGUUGUAAAAGCUUUUUGGAAAGCCAUGGGUGGUGAUGAUGAUGAAUUUUCAGAUCAUUAA